Molecule: messenger RNA, 1164 nt
Organism: Bipolaris maydis ATCC 48331
Lineage: Eukaryota; Fungi; Ascomycota; Dothideomycetes; Pleosporales; Pleosporaceae
Source: RefSeq, a predicted model, not a curated record
AUGAAAAUCAGAGCCGACAACAUUCUGCGUGAAUACAAUCCGCCUCCUGUGGUUACCUCUCCUUCUUCUCCAGGUCUCGCCGCUGCGACUAGGACAUCCUUGGCUACAGCAAACUCUGUAUCUUGCCUUAUAUCUGAAAAAUGCCAGCAAGUUGCCCGAGACAAAUUACCACCUGAUAGUGAAGAGCUCAGCUGCGACAGCCCCACUCUAGAGUCGGGCUACUUCCGCUGCGUAUGUGCCAAAACACGGUUUCUGGGCCAUAACGACUAUUUCUCUGCGCACUGUGUCUUUCAAGAGUGUAAAGACGACCGCGAAAAGAGAGCAUUUGUAAAGCAGUACAAAGACGGUUGUAAGCAGAUAGGAGAGUCUCUAGCAGACAUUCCUAAGGAAUGGAUCCCAUUUACAAAACCGGAUGCAUCGAGUUCAUCACAACGUUCUCAUCAAAGUACAACACGCAGUACCCCACUUGCCAGUGAUGCACCUAGUACCUCUACAGCACCAAGCGCGACAACCGAUCCAACCCAGUCGUCCACUGUUGCAGAAGCAGACGUCGUACCUGCACCAACAUACUCAAGCAGCAAAGAGAUUCAAUCACCAACCCCAUCUUCCUCUUCUGCAGCAGCCAUCCUACCAACCCCCCAAAACACACCCAACACAGCCGUAAUCGCAGGAAGCAUCGUCGCCACAGUCGUCAUCGUCACCCUCCUCAUCGGCGUCGGAAAACUCUACUACGACACCAGGAAGAAAGCAAAGCAACUCCGCGUGGCUAAUGCCCAGCUGGAAGACGCUACGAAUCCAGAUGGCGUCUCAAACCGCAUCGUGACACUCAUGGCUGGAUCGGAUAGAGCGUCUGUAGCGUCGCGAAGCAGUUCUGCCACCGAUCCGCGUCAUACAGCAGCCUUUCCUAAUGGAAACACGGCAGUGUGUAAUGGGGAGAUGGAGGCGGUGGGAGCUGCUGCUGCUGCACAAUCCAGUGUGAGUGGGGAUUAUACAGAGGAGUACUAUGGGUCGAAUAAAUAUGACCACGGGUUUGCUUCUGAAUAUACGGGGUAUAGUGCGGAGAGUGGAGGUGGUGUCGUAAGGGGCUCGUACGAUGGAGGGGUUGGUGCCGAGAGGAGGUUUUCGGGAGUUUCCGAGAGUGACUAUGGGAGUGUGAGGUUUUAG